Molecule: messenger RNA, 231 nt
Organism: Sphenostylis stenocarpa
Lineage: Eukaryota; Viridiplantae; Streptophyta; Magnoliopsida; Fabales; Fabaceae
Source: the annotation of a GenBank genome assembly
AUGUUCCUCAUCAAGUUAAAUAGAAUUCAAUAUCCUUUCUUUGUUGCUCUACAUCAAUUCUUUCUCUCACCCAACCAGGGUUUCACCCAUAACUUGCCAACAAAAAAACCUCUUCGGUACAGGUGGACAUGCAACAAUUUCCCUCCCAACAAAAACCAAGAGGACAAUGACACCUCAACCCAGCGUUACUCAAUCCAGACCAGGAUGUUCUCCGAACAAAGCGUAGAAUAA